Messenger RNA from Hipposideros armiger (great roundleaf bat), 2500 nucleotides. RefSeq names its product ATPase H+ transporting V1 subunit C2 (gene ATP6V1C2). Gene Ontology annotation, biological process: proton transmembrane transport. The transcript is spliced from 14 exons. The coding region runs from base 201 to 1484 and encodes 427 amino acids. Gene Ontology annotation, molecular function: proton-transporting ATPase activity, rotational mechanism. Gene Ontology annotation, cellular component: lysosomal membrane; vacuolar proton-transporting V-type ATPase, V1 domain. The record is from RefSeq and is a predicted model, not a curated record. Lineage: Eukaryota; Metazoa; Chordata; Mammalia; Chiroptera; Hipposideridae.
UCAUGAACUCACAUUGUGGUACUAGACAGUAAGUUUUAAGUCCCUCCUUUAUACAGGGCAGUGGGGAGUUUCCUGGACAACAAGGGCAAGCUCACGCCCACGUCACCUGAAAGCUCUAUUCCUCUGCCCAGGUGUGUUCCAAACCCUGUGAAGCUGUUGCGUCGUCUUCCAUAGUAACUGGAUAAAAGAAGGCUGGAAACAUGUCGGAGUUUUGGUUAAUUUCUGCCCCUGGCGAUAAGGAAAAUUUAAAAGCUAUGGAGAAGAUGAACACAGUGACCUCCAAGUCCAACCUGUCUAAUAACACCAAAUUCGCGAUUCCUGACUUCAAGGUGGGGACCUUGGAUUCUCUUGUUGGCCUCUCUGAUGAGUUGGGGAAACUCGAUACCUUUGCUGAAAGCCUCAUAAAGAGAAUGGCCCAGAGCGUGGUGGAAGUAAUGGAAGACGCCAAGGGGAAGGUUCAGGAGAACCUCCUGGCCAACGGAGUUGAUUUAACGUCCUUUGUGACCCACUUUGAAUGGGACAUGGCCAAAUACCCCGCGAAGCAGCCACUGGUGAGCGUGGUGGACACUCUUGCAAAGCAACUGGCACAGAUCGAGACUGACCUGAAAUCCCGCACGGCCACCUACAACGCUCUGAAGACUAACCUGGAGAACCUGGAGAAGAAAUCCAGGGAAACCCUCUUCACUCGGACACUGAGUGACAUCGUGAACAAAGAAGACUUUGUGUUGGGUUCUGAGUAUCUGAUCACACUUCUGGUCAUUGUCCCCAAGCCAAGCUACAUACAAUGGCAAAAAACCUACGAAUCCCUCUCAGACAUGGUGGUCCCUCGGUCAACCAAGUUGAUUACUGAGGACAAGGAGGGCGGUCUCUUCACGGUGACCCUGUUUCGGAAAGUGAUUGACGAUUUCAAAACCAAAGCCAAAGAAAACAAGUUCACUGUCCGUGAAUUUUACUAUGAUGAAAAAGAAAUUAAAAGGGAAAGGGAAGAGAUGACCAGAUUGCUGUCUGAUAAGAAGCAACAAUAUCAAACUUCCUGUGUUGCUCUUAAAAAGGGAUCAUCUACCUUCCCGGACCACAAGGUUAAGGUAACCCCGCUAGGUAACCCUGAUAGGCCCGCUGCGGGGCACACCGACAGAGAGAGAGAGUGUGAGGGCGAGGGUGAGGGCCCCCUGCUGCGCUGGCUGAAGGUGAACUUCAGCGAAGCCUUUAUUGCCUGGAUCCACAUCAAGGCACUGAGAGUGUUUGUGGAGUCCGUGCUCAGGUAUGGACUCCCAGUGAAUUUUCAGGCUGUGCUCCUCCAGCCACAUAAGAAGUCAUCCACCAAGCGUUUAAGAGAGGUCCUGAACUCCGUCUUCAAACAUCUGGAUGAAGUCGCAGCUGCAAGUCUAUUGGAUGCAUCUGUGGAGAUCCCUGGAUUGCAGCUCAGUAACCAAGACUACUUCCCUUACGUCUACUUCCACAUUGACCUUAGUCUUCUCGACUAGAACGAGCAGGCACCAGCCACUAAGCUUUCAUUUCAUGCAGACGACUACAGACACUCCUUCCCUCAGCCAGAAGAGUUCAUGUCCUACAGAAUUUAGAUUUUUUUAGAGAAACUGCUCACGAAAGUUAGUUACAGUUGUAUUUAUUUUUUUGUAAGUUACAAUAAAUGCUCUGUCCUUUGAGUUGUGUCUUCACUCAUAUUCUAACUUAAUUCCAAACUUCCUUUUUCCAAAUGUUUGACACAAAUGGGGACUGCCUACAAAUUGGGAGCCUGCUGCUGUAUUUCACGUCUUAAUGGACAUUUUGUGAGGACUUAGAAAUAACAUUAAAAACCUUGAGCUAACUGCAUCACCAGCUAUAUUCCCUAAUAGUCUGAUGGACCAAAGAGAAAAUAUUGGGGAUAGAAUGCAGUUCUCAAUUGACGACCUGUUGUUUUUCACCCUUCUAUAUAAACUCGCUUUACUUUUCAGACAUACAGCUGGAACCUGGCUUUGCAGGACACAUUUUAAAAUCCGUGCUGUGGGAGGCGUCCAGAUGGUGUCAUCUGAGUCCCAAGUUUAUAGAAAGGAAGACAUCAGGGUCAUCCCUUCAUAAUAUUAACUUAGUGGCAAAACAUCAGACUGAAUUUAUGAUGUGGACACUGAUUUCAUACAUUUGUUGGCAUUGUCCAAAAUAUUGUUUUAUUCUUUAAUGGAAAAAAGCCAUUAAUAUUCAAGUGAAAGAAUCACAUAAAAAACAUAUCUAAGAAACAGCCUCCAAGAACACUCAGCAGCAGUCAGCGGGAAGGAAAAGUGUUUCGACAGCCCAUCAGUUUUCCUCAAAACAUUACUUGACAGAACACAACCCAAUUCGCUGGCUACAAUUCAUAGAAUUUUUCAUUGUUUUCUUGAGAUGCAAAAGUUCACUGUUGCAGUGUUUUCAAAUGACCGAUCAAGUGCUACUUCUUGGUUCACAAGGCCACUGGCAGAUUCAUCUGAUUGUAAAGAAUGUUCCUUCACUGCUGGAAAAAUCCGCUCCC